Molecule: messenger RNA, 4292 nt
Organism: Neolamprologus brichardi
Lineage: Eukaryota; Metazoa; Chordata; Actinopteri; Cichliformes; Cichlidae
Source: RefSeq, a predicted model, not a curated record
CUGCUGGUGUUGUCAACAUUGUCCAGUCCAAUGUCCCGGCGCACCCUGAAGGAAAAACAGUUCUACGUGCUGAUGAUGAUGUUCUGCCUAGUCUUCCCCAACGUCCUGGUCUUUUUGAAAUCGCUGUGGCGAUGUUCCUUCAAGAGCUUUGUACCACCCAAAAUGAAGAUCAUGGCAUUUGUUUGCCUCAUUGAGGUCCUGGUCUCUCUCGGUACUUCAAUCCUCGUGCUGGUGGUUAUGCCUCAGUUUGACGUCCUGACUAAUCUCUUCAUCAGUGGAGGAGUCUGCAUUGUGUCUGCAAUUAUGCAGAUAAUAUUCAGAUUACAGCGAGAUAACUGGAAAAUUGUGUUCCCAAUCUGCUCCCUCAUACUCACCUCUAUUGGUUACUGCAUGCUGGGAAUUGACUACUAUGUCCGUGUAACGUCAUAUGUGGACAAACAGGGUUCUGACUGCUAUAUCUACGUGGCACUUGGAAUUUUCUCUUCCCUCCUUGUCUCGUUGUGCUGGUGGGAAAAUUCACUACAAGCAACCAACCGCAUGCAGGAUACGUUGUCACAACUGGAUGGUUUCAGAGACUUUGUGUUUGUCAUCAGCAGCAUUCUGAGGAUAUUAGUGAUAGGGGCCGUAUACCUGAUCUACCACAAGCUAAUUGCGAAUACCAUCAUAUGGAACAAUUUUAACCUGCAUGACGGAGAACUCCUGCAAACAGGACUAGUGUUGUUUUUCUUACAAGCCUUCUGCUCAGCAGCCUGCCACUGGUUUGGAGUGGUGGCCUGUAAGAUUCAUUCUGUCAGGAUGAGUUUUGCUCUUCCUCUAUGUUGCACUGGACCUGCAAUGCUACUGCUGGGAAUAGUGCUGUUUUUUACACUGGGAUUGAAACUGGAUAAUGGGACAAAAGCAGAAAGCAUCAUAGAAUUUUGUGACAAGUUGCUCUAUCUGAACACCAAAAACACGUCUGCGGUCUUACUCGAGCUUACUAGGAGCAUGUGUCGGACUUCACUAAACAGCCACUACUUUCAAUGGCCUUUUGCCAUGCUGGCACUGGAGGGAGUGUGCAUGUGGUCAGGCCUCGUCACAUGUACCUACUACGUAUGGAAGAUCAAGGUCCAGCGUAUAGAAAGAACAUCUCAGCUCUUUGUUCGUCGAUUGUAUGAAUCUGCUUUCAUUGACCUGUCUCUGCUGCUCAACACCAAGAUGAAGGUUCCUAAAGCCAAAACCCAAGAAAGCCAUGAUGAAAUGCAGAAGUGUGUCAUCUAUCUGUGCGCCACCAUGUGGCAUGAGACCUACGACGAGAUGCUGAAGAUUCUCACCUCCAUGUUCAGGCUGGACCGUUAUCGAGGGGAUCCAAAGGAAGAUCACAAGGACUGUUUUGACUUUGAGUGUCACAUUUUAAUGGACGAUGCCUUCAUGACUGACGAUGACACAAAUAAGAGGCUGGUUAAUAGUUAUGUUAAUGACUUGAUCCAAGUUGUCAUUGAAGUUUACAGGGUCUUCACCAACAAAGAGCCUGACGAUGUGUCGAUCAUUGAGACUCCCUACGGCGGCAGGUUGAUGUUUGUUCUGCCAGAAGGGAACAUGCUCUAUGUUCACCUAAAAGACAAACUACUCAUCAGGAACAAAAAAAGAUGGUCCCAGAUAAUGUACAUGUAUUACCUGCUUGGCUGGAAAGGCUACAUUGUGAAGAACCCUUCAAAGAUCCUACAAUUUAAUAACUUUUCCAGAGCCAGUUUGGUCUCUCUGGAUAGUGAGACUUUCGUGUUGCCUCAGUAUGACAACGACAACAAACGCAAGUUCAUCUCAGACGACAACACGUAUAUUCUUGCUCUUGACGGAGACACUGACUUCCACCCUAAAGCUGUGAUUCUGCUUGUAGACAGGUUGAGGAUGUAUGACAAUGUAGGUGCAGCAUGUGGUAGAAUCCAUCCUACUGGCAUGGGUCCCAUGGUGUGGUACCAGAAAUUUGAGUAUGCAGUAGGUCACUGGCUCCAGAAGACAGCAGAGCAUGUGUUUGGUUCUGUGCUGUGCAGUCCGGGAUGCUUCAGUCUGUUCAGAGGGUCGGCCUUGAUGGAUGACCAUGUUUUAAAAAGAUACUCAACAACUGCACAAAGAGCUCAGGAAUAUGUGCAGUAUGAUCAAGGGGAGGAUCGAUGGCUGUGUACUUUGCUACUGCAACAAGGCUGGCGAGUCGAGUAUAAUGCUGCUUCAGAUGCAUACACCAACUCACCACAGGAAUUUGAAGAGUUUUACAACCAGAGGAGACGAUGGGGACCUUCAACAUUGGCUAAUACACUGGACCUUCUCCACAGUGGUCCAGAGACAGUGAAGAGAAACAUGUCCAUCUCAAGGAUUUACGUCUUCUACCAGAUGUUCACUGUUGGAUCUUCUAUCCUGGGACCUGCCUCUGUGACUCUCAUGAUAGCAAGUGCUUUCCAGUUUGUCUUCAAACUCACUGGUACACUCUCCAUCGUCGUCGCGUGUGUUCCCCCCGUGUUCUACAUCCUCAUUUGCUUUUUAACCAAGUCGAAUACCCAAAUAACCAUUGCCGGCAUUAUGAGUGUUCUGUAUGCAUUCCUCAUGACUGCGUCCUUCUUUUCCAUCAUUGGUGACAUGGUGAUUCAGCAAACCUUCUUGACCCCCACUGGAUUGUUUUUGAUUUCAAUGGCAAUCAUGUACUUGAUAACAGCUUUACUCCACCCUGAGGAGUUUCUCUUGAUUAUCUAUGGUCUGAUGUAUUUCAUCUGCAUCCCCAGUGGAUAUCUCCUUUUGACCAUCUACUCGCUGGUUAACAUGAACAAUGUGUCCUGGGGCACAAGGGAAACCAACAAGGGAGGUGUAGAGCAGAAGAAACUACACAAUCUUCUCUGUGACAAAACCUGUAGAUGCUGCUGCUGGGACAUGAAGAUACAGAUAACCCAGGAAACGGAGCGUCUGAUAUUUCAGCAGCUCGCAGGUCAGAUUACACAGCACAUCCCAGCCAAUGCAAUCACCCAAAACGAAACACCUCUACACCCAGCCUUAAUGCUGGAGCCUCACACCAAACAAGAUGCCAAGAAAGAAGAAGCCAUGGAAGAGAUUGCAAGACCUCUAGUUGAUGAUUUGAGGAAGAAGGCCGCAAAGAGCAGUGACCUGGGUUCCAGUGGCAGUGACGAUGGUGCUGAAAACAGGAGCAUGAGUUCAUCUGAUGAAGAAGACAGUGAUCAUGAUGAUGACUAUAUGAUUCGUGAGGCAGAGAUUCCCGCCGCUGACUGGGUGCACCCAGUGAAGGAAGAAUUUCUGAAAAAGCUGACAUACUUCAACAUGAAGAGAAAUCUACAAGAACAAAUACGAUAUGCACUCCGUAGCAAAGAUUACGAUGAAGUGUGCGAAGACUUGGUGCUAAUGUUAACAGACACACUCAAUGUAGAGCUCAAUUCAGUGGGGCCUGAAGACGUUCUGUCAGACUAUCGGCUGGAGGAGUUACAACUUGCGCUAAACAAACAGGCACGGCAAACCCUUAAGACCAAUCGAAUGGAGAAGUUGGAAAAGAGAGUAAAGCUAGCCAUUGAGAAAACACUCGCUGCCCCACAAGUGCAAAAGCUAGAAGAGAAUGAGAACGACUUCUGGAACAAGCUAAUCGAGCGCUACCUGACCCCAAUCACUCACAGUAAAGAACAUCAGGAGGAAGUCAACAGAGAACUAAAGUCACUGAGAAACAAGGCCGUCUUCCUGUAUUUCAUCAUAAACGUGCUCUGGGUGGUAGCUACCUUCUUCUUGCAGGCCAUUGGAAAUGAUGUCAUCAGCAUCCAGAUCCCAAAGUAUUAUCCCAAUGGAACUAAAAGUGAUGAAUACCUCAAGGUGGAGCCUCUCACUUUGAUGUUUCUGUUGUCUUUUGCUAUUCUUCUCAUUGUGCAGUUUCUGGCCAUGUUAUAUCACAGAGUCUACACCCUGAUCCAUGUGGUGUCGUAUCGCAGCUCAGAGAAAAACUACAAAGAGAAAGACGAAGACGAGACUGGUGAUGACCACUUCAUUAUGGAGAACCCUGCACACAAUGAAAUUUUCCUGACAACUGAAGACCUGUAGUCAGAAACAAGAAGAUGUAGCUGCAGAGACGCAAUAACAAGCCUAAAGUGGCAUCAUUAGCAAGCUUUUUCCCACCUCAGGGCUGUUUCCUCCACUAUGGUUCAUUUUCCUCAGGUUUCACUGUGCAUUAAAACACGGUACAUUCUGGUCAUGAUCAUAGCACACACUGUCACACAGUCCUUGUAGACAUCCCAUGUCUUUAGCUUUCCAUCACAGGAAAUAAUUUACUUUUU